AUGAUGUUUUCUAUGUCAAGAUUCCAACAAGAGGAUCAAUAUGAGGAUCAAGGAAGCUAUAAGCCACAAAGGAGAUGCUAUGAUGCUCAAUCUUUCAAUGGUUACAACUAUGGAUACUUUGAGGACUAUAGCUCACCUUCCCCAAGAAAAUAUAGAACUUCACAAGAGGAAAAUCGACCAAGAAAUCCAGCACCACUUUGGGCUCAAUAUGAUGAUCAAGAGAUGGCUUAUGAUGAUUAUUACAAUCCAAGGAGAAACAAAAGCCAUUAUGAAGAGCCUCAAGACCACAAUCAAGACCAAUAUGAAGGAUACGAGGACUACAUACCCCAAGAAGGAUACAAUGAUGCUCAAUCAUAUGGCCCUUAUCUAAGUCAAGCUCCACCUAUAGAAGAUGGAUAUCAUAAUGCUCCAUCACAAAAUCUCUAUUCACAAAAAGCCUACCCUUAUAACUCUUACUCCAAAAACAUCCAACACUCACAAACCCCUCAAAAUGAAAAAUAUUUCCCAUACACUCAAGAUGAAUAUUACCCUUCAUACGCUCACAAUCCUCAAUACCCUCCAUAUUCUCAAGAUCAUCAAGACUACCCAUACUACUCCAACCACUAUAAGGAUGAGGAGUACACGAUGCAAGCAUAUGAGGGGGAAAGCAAGGAAGAAAUGAGGAACCAGAUCUUGGCAAUGUUGGCAGAAUUAAAACAAGAUAUGACUCACUUCCGACAAGAAUGGAAGCAAGAGUUAAGUCAAGAAAUCUCAUCCCUAAGGCAAGAAAUCGCCCCCCUAAAGCAAGAGACUAAAACCUCACUUAGGGAUUUGGAGAAUCGAAUUGCUCAAGUGGCUAUGUGGGCAAAUGAAUGGGAGAACAUUUGUGUGGAAGAGAUGAAUAUAAGAGAUGGGGUGGUAGAGAAAGAGAUAGAAGAUGAAAGUGAUGAAGAUUUAGAGAACGUGUGGGAUGAUGAAGAGCUUUGUGGUGACACUUUUGAGCCGUCAAAUGGAGUUGAGAAAUUGGAUGCCUUAGAGGAAGGAGAGUGUGAAAAAGGAGUUGAGGAUAGCAAGGCAAGUGUUGAUAAUAUUGAAGAGGAUAUGGAAGAAAAUGUGUCAACUGAGAAAGCUAGUGGCAAAAUUAAUGAAGAAAAGAUAAGAGAUGAAAAUUUUGAAAUGGAAAUAAAAUAA
Molecule: messenger RNA, 1170 nt
Organism: Ipomoea nil (Japanese morning glory)
Lineage: Eukaryota; Viridiplantae; Streptophyta; Magnoliopsida; Solanales; Convolvulaceae
Exons: 1
Coding region: 1-1170 (389 amino acids)
Source: RefSeq, a predicted model, not a curated record